AUGCGCCGCUCCGCGUCUCGUAGUAUCGACUGGAAGAGCUUCCAGCACUUUCAGGCGAUGGCUACAGAACAGGAACGACUGGACUUGGGCUUGGACUGGGAGGAAGAGGAAGAGGAAGAGAAGCAGCAGCACUUGGCUCGUGUGGAGGACGCUGCAGAUGGCGCACCGACCGCAGUGCUCUGUCGGUUUUUUGUGCUCGGCAAGUGCAUCUAUGGCAGCCGCUGUACCUUUUCCCAUACGCUGCCUCACCUCGUGACGGAUUGCGCGGUCGAUGAAGCUGAUCGUCUAUCGGCCGCGGCCGCACUGGUAGACUGUCCGUUCUUUUUGCGCGGCAAGUGCAAAUUUGGCGAGCGCUGCCGGCUUCGACAUGACUCGGUGAUACUAUCACAAGCCCCCGAUAUGCCUUGCGCUACUGGUCGAGUGUCGAAACCUGCGGCCGUUUCGGCUGCGUGUGUUGACAACCAGCAGGAGUUCACGUGUGGCAUCUGCUUUGACGAUAUCGUGCAGUCCGGCAAACACUUCGGACUACUCAGCUGUGACCACUGUUUUUGCCUGGAGUGCAUGCGUUCGUGGCGGCAGUCGAAGGAAAUGGAGCUCGUUCGAGCGUGUCCAGCUUGCCGCAUCCCCAGUGACUACAUUGUGCCAUCGCUUACGUUUUGCAUCGGCGACGAGAAGCGCAAGGCAGUUGAGGCGUACAAAAGCCACUUGGCUUUGCGCGAGUGCAAAUACUUCAACGGCCUCUUGGGCAGUUGUCCGUUCGGACCCCGUUGUUUUUAUGCGCACCUUGACGCUAGCGGUCGUGAUGUGAAACCUUUGGAUCGUCCGAAACGACGGAUGAAAGCAGAGCGCAAUCGAAGUCACCACGAAGAUGGCGAUGCGAUGCUGCAGUCGUUGCUUCAACAAUACAACCACCUUUUCCACUUUUUCGAAGAUGCAGACAGGGGCGAUAGCGACUUGGACGACCUGGAAGACUCGGAGGAAGACCACAUUGGGUCAGGCUUUUCGGAAGAUGAGUAUGACACAGAAUGA
Molecule: messenger RNA, 1029 nt
Organism: Hyaloperonospora brassicae
Lineage: Eukaryota; Oomycota; Peronosporomycetes; Peronosporales; Peronosporaceae
Source: the annotation of a GenBank genome assembly